This is a messenger RNA of Colletotrichum spaethianum, 1548 nucleotides long. RefSeq names its product bypass of stop codon protein 6. Gene Ontology annotation, molecular function: transmembrane transporter activity. The transcript is spliced from 2 exons. Gene Ontology annotation, cellular component: membrane. Lineage: Eukaryota; Fungi; Ascomycota; Sordariomycetes; Glomerellales; Glomerellaceae. The record is from RefSeq and is a predicted model, not a curated record. Gene Ontology annotation, biological process: transmembrane transport. The coding region runs from base 1 to 1548 and encodes 515 amino acids.
AUGGAUGCAACAAUGUUCAAGAGCCUUGUCGCGGUCGAAUCCCGCGACCGCGACAGCGAUCCCCCUCUCCUCCCCGCCGCCCCCGCCAGAGCCGUUCCGCGAACCUACCCUGGCGCACCUCAGCGCGACGAGUCCUCGAUUGAACUCUCGCGCAUAACCACCAACCCCAACAAUGACGGAGGCACAACCAACAAGACCGGCGCCGGCACCGCCCACUCCCCGCGGUCCAGCGCUACCCCGUCGCGGGCCCAGUCUCCAUCCCGCCCGCUCGCCUCGGGGACCGACGUCGAGAUGAGCCGGCCCUCGAGCCCGGCCGCCUUCGAGGUCCUGCAGAGCAUCUCGGACCCCCACAUGAACCGCUACCGUCUCGCGGCGGCGUGCCUCAUGAACCUCGGCAACGGCCUCAACGACAGCGCCCCGGGUGCCCUGAUCCCUUACAUUGAAAAGCACUACAACAUCGGCUACGCCAUCGUCUCCCUCAUCUUCAUAGGCAACGCCUUCGGCUUCAUCUUUGGCGCCGUCUUCCUCGAGUCCCUGCGCGUGCGCCUAGGCCGCGCCCGUCUCCUCGCCCUGGCCCAGACCGUCAUCACCCUCGCCUACGCGCCCAUCCUCGCGCAGGCGCCCUUCCCGCUGGUUGUCGUCUCCUUCUUCAUGAUCGGCUUCGGCAUGUCCCUCACCCUCGCCGUCAACAACGUCUUCUGCGGCUCCCUGCGCGAGGCCACCACCGCCCUCGGCUUCCUCCACGGCGCCUAUGGCGUCGGCGGCACCGUCGGGCCCCUCAUCGCCACCGCGCUCGUGACCGCCGCCGGCGCCCGCUGGAGCAUGUACUACGUCAUCCCCCUGGCGCUGGCAGUCCUCAACGGCGCCUUUUCCACCUGGUCGUUCUGGAACUACGAUGCCGACCUUGUCGCGGGGUCUCCGGCCCAGGAACCCGCCGCCGGCGCCGCCGACUCGCGCACGCAGCUACUCAGCAUGUUCUCCGCGCUCAAGAUCCGCGUCGUGCUGCUCGGCGCGCUCUUCAUCUUCGCCUACCAGGGCGCCGAGGUGUCCAUCUCGGGCUGGGUCAUCUCCUUCCUCAUCGCCGUGCGCGGCGGCGACCCGGACUCGGUGGGCUACGUGACGGCCGGGUUCUGGGCGGGCAUCACCAUCGGCCGGCUGUGCCUGUCGCACCCGGCGCACCGCGUCGGCGAGAAGCUGUUCGUGGCCCUCGCGACCGUCGGCGCCGCCGUCUUCCAGCUGCUCGUGUGGUGGGUCCCCAACGUCGUCGGGCCCGCCGUCUCGGUCGCCAUCGUCGGCCUGCUGCUGGGGCCCAUCUACCCGUGCGCCGCGGCCGUGUUCAUGAGGGGGAUGACGCGGCAUAAGCGGUCCAGUGGGAUGGGCGUCAUCAGCGCGUUCGGCAGCUCCGGCGGCGCCGUGGCGCCGUUCGCGACGGGUAUCCUCGCGCAGGCGGCUGGCACGUGGGUGCUGCACCCGAUUGCCAUUGGGCUGUUUGCCGUCAUGAUGGCGUCGUGGUACGGAGUGCCUCACAGCAGGAAGAGGUCCGAGUAA